AUGGUAGAUGAAAAAUAUAAAUUGGUGUCCGAAUCUUUAAAAAAUGAGUUACAUGAUGUAUCUUAUUCAGUGUUAACAUCUGAUAUUUGGACAUCAGACAGUAAUAAAAGCUUUAUAAGUCUGACUGCACAUUACAUAUAUCAAUAUAAAUCGAAUUCUGUAGUUAUUUCGACUUCAGAAGUACAACUACAUCACACGGCUGAGAAUAUUGCAUUGGCUAUACAAGAUGUAAUGGACCAGUGGGAAAUAAGCUCAGAAGUAGUAACUAUUGUCACAGAUAAUGCUGCAGCUAUGAAAAAAGCUGUAAAUGAAUGUUUGAAUAAGCGAAAUCAUUUUUGUGUUGCUCACACUCUUAAUCUCGCGGUUAAAGACUGUUUAGAGAAAGAAACUUUUGAUUUAGCAGGAAACACUUCUAACUAA
This is a messenger RNA of Microplitis demolitor, 420 nucleotides long. RefSeq lists its product as uncharacterized. The transcript has a single exon. Lineage: Eukaryota; Metazoa; Arthropoda; Insecta; Hymenoptera; Braconidae. The record is from RefSeq and is a predicted model, not a curated record. The coding region runs from base 1 to 420 and encodes 139 amino acids.